Molecule: messenger RNA, 2995 nt
Organism: Hippopotamus amphibius kiboko
Lineage: Eukaryota; Metazoa; Chordata; Mammalia; Artiodactyla; Hippopotamidae
Gene: ALDH7A1
Product: aldehyde dehydrogenase 7 family member A1
Exons: 21
Coding region: 96-1808 (570 amino acids)
Molecular function (GO): aldehyde dehydrogenase (NAD+) activity
Source: RefSeq, a predicted model, not a curated record
GAAACAGCAAGUCACCAUCACUUGGGAACUGGUUAGAAAUACCGACUCUCAGACCUCAGUCCAGACCGAAGGAAUCAAAAUGUGCAUUUAACACCAUGGCCAGGCGCCGUGGACGUCCCUGGCUCAGCAUGUGGCGCGUCCCUCGUCUGCUCUACGUGCAAGUUGCAAGGAAGAGCAAGCUCUCGGGACCUUGGAACAGGCCUGCCGCCUUCAUGUCCACUCUGCUCAUCAAUCAGCCCCAGUAUGCUUGGCUGAAGGAGCUGGGGCUCCGCGAGGAAAACGAGGGCGUGUAUAAUGGAAGCUGGGGAGGCCGGGGAGAGGUUAUCACCACCUAUUGUCCUGCUAACAAUGAGCCGAUUGCAAGAGUCCAACAGGCCAGCAUGGCUGACUAUGAAGAAACUGUAAAGAAAGCAAGAGAAGCAUGGAGAAUCUGGGCAGAUGUUCCUGCUCCAAAGCGAGGAGAAGUAGUGAGACAGAUUGGUGAUGCCUUGCGGGAGAAGAUCCAAGUACUAGGAAGCUUGGUGUCUUUGGAGAUGGGGAAGAUCUUAGUGGAAGGUGUGGGAGAAGUUCAAGAGUACGUGGAUAUUUGUGAUUAUGCUGUUGGCUUAUCGCGGAUGAUUGGGGGACCCAUCCUGCCUUCUGAAAGACCUGGCCAUGCACUCAUUGAACAGUGGAAUCCUGUAGGCCUGGUUGGAAUCAUCACUGCGUUCAACUUCCCUGUGGCUGUGUAUGGCUGGAACAACGCCAUUGCCAUGAUCUGUGGGAAUGCCUGCCUUUGGAAAGGAGCUCCAACAACUUCCCUCAUUAGCGUAGCCAUCACAAAAUGGAGGAAAGAAAACUGCGGCAAAGGACAUUUUUGGGGACAUUUGGAGAAUUUACUUAGGAUAAUUGCCAAGGUUCUAGAGGACAACAAGCUGCCUGGUGCGAUUUGUUCCUUGACUUGUGGUGGAGCGGAUAUCGGUACAGCAAUGGCCAAAGAUGAGCAGGUGAACCUGCUGUCCUUCACCGGGAGCACUCAGGUGGGAAAACAGGUGGCCCUUAUGGUGCAGGAGAGGUUUGGGAGAAGUUUAUUAGAACUUGGUGGAAACAAUGCCAUUAUAGCUUUUGAGGAUGCGGACCUCAGCUUAGUCGUGCCCUCAGCUCUCUUUGCGGCCGUGGGGACAGCUGGCCAGAGGUGUACCACCGCUAGACGCCUGUUUUUACAUGAAAGCAUCCAUGAUGAAGUUGUUAAUAGACUUAAAAAGGCCUAUGCACAGAUCCGUGUUGGGAACCCAUGGGACUCUAAUGUUCUCUAUGGGCCACUCCACACCAAACAGGCAGUGAGCAUGUUUCUUGGAGCAGUGGAGGAAGCAAAGAAAGAAGGUGGCACCGUGGUCUAUGGUGGCAAGGUGAUGGAUCGCCCUGGAAAUUAUGUAGAACCGACCAUUGUGACAGGCCUUGACCACUGCGCGUCCAUUGUACACACAGAGACUUUUGCUCCGAUUCUUUAUGUCUUUAAAUUCAAGAAUGAAGACGAGGUCUUUGCAUGGAAUAAUGAAGUAAAACAGGGACUUUCAAGUAGCAUCUUUACCAAGGAUUUGGGCAGAAUCUUUCGCUGGCUUGGACCAAAAGGAUCAGACUGUGGCAUUGUAAAUGUCAACAUUCCGACGAGUGGGGCCGAGAUUGGAGGUGCAUUUGGAGGAGAGAAGCACACUGGCGGUGGCAGGGAGUCUGGUAGUGACGCCUGGAAACAGUACAUGAGAAGAUCUACUUGUACCAUCAACUACAGUAAGGACCUUCCUCUGGCCCAAGGAAUCAAGUUUCAGUAAAGGAUGGCUUGUGUCACCACAGAAGAAAUUUGUGGGGUGGACGGAGAUUUCGCUUCUGCCCUGCCUAGGACCUGCACCUGCAGACUGCUGUGUGGAAUUCUGUGCAGAACACGUCUGCAUUUCUUACGCAACCUCAGACCAUCUUCUUUAGCUGUUAGGCUUCUGUAAUUGCCCUUAGGUUUGCUCUCAGAGAAUAACCAAGUGUGUAGCAGCAUGUGUUCCCAGUGAACUCGGCACAGCUCACUCUCUCUUUGCUGGGAGUCCACUUCUCUUGUGAAGCUGCCCGGGAGCUCCUGGAGUGGUUCAGCCCAGGGCCCUGUCGCGCUCACUCUGGCUUCUGCAGUUCUGUCUUCCCGGCAGCCUGGGCUCCCCUGACGGGCAGCAGCCCCCAGCCCCUCCACUCCUGCCAGACUGGACUGGGGCAGAAGCCUCAGAAGAAGAAGACAUUUGUAGAGGACCUGAUGUGUCAGGAUAUGUGCAGAGAUUUAGACAACGGGCAAAGAGCUUGGGUGUGAGUUAUGUCAGAGAAGCAAGCAAAUGAAAAAACCAAGCAAGUAUCAGUGUAUCAGGGAAGGAAAGGUAUUCAUAACAUAUUCCAUGGCCCAGCCGUGACUACUGUUCACCUAGGCGUGCUGUUGUCCACCUUGAAUAUUAAGCCGAACAUGGUGAUAGGCCUUUUGAGAGCAUGUUGGCAGGAAACGUUCAGGUUUUGAUGGUGGAUCAGAAAGGCCGUUAAUGUUCUAUAGUGGAAAAUCGAUAAUGCCUAAAAUUACAAAAGCAAGACAUAGCAACCUAGGCUUAUAAAGACAGGUAGCUAAGCCUGUGAACCACGACUACUGAGCCUGCUCUUUAGAGCCUGUGUACCACAACCACCGAAGCCCGCGCGCCUAGAGCCUGUGCCCCGCAGCAAGAGAAGCCGGCGCACCACACCGAAGAGUAGCCCCUGCUCACCACAACUGGAGAAAGCCUGCGUGCAGCAACGAAGACCCAAUGCAGCCAAAAAUAAAUUUUAAAAAAAGGGAGGUAAAUUCUGAAGAAAAAUCAUUGCUUCGGGAAAGGGCAAAUCGAGGGGUGGAGCAUGGAGACAGGAGGGAUUAUUUUCCAUAGCAAGUCUUGUGGAGCUAUUUGACUCUUUACAUCAAGAGAAUGUAUAACUGAUUAAAAAUUAAAAACAACAACAAAAAAUG